This is a messenger RNA of Bombina bombina (fire-bellied toad), 3848 nucleotides long. It is a transcript of the gene CHST3, whose product is annotated as carbohydrate sulfotransferase 3. NCBI's taxonomy places the organism in Eukaryota, Metazoa, Chordata, Amphibia, Anura, Bombinatoridae. The record is from RefSeq and is a predicted model, not a curated record. Gene Ontology annotation, molecular function: N-acetylglucosamine 6-O-sulfotransferase activity; chondroitin 6-sulfotransferase activity. The transcript has 4 exons. Gene Ontology annotation, biological process: N-acetylglucosamine metabolic process; carbohydrate metabolic process. Gene Ontology annotation, cellular component: Golgi membrane. Bases 1085 to 2476 code for a protein of 463 amino acids.
ACUCACACCGCUCGGAGAUGAUGCACUCCAGGCUCCAGCAGGGACCCAGUGACCACUCACCAACUUCACACCCUGCUCCUAACUUUAGCCACCAGGCUCUGCAGGGUCCCACCCCAGUGCCAACCAGACCUGGGGACAUCUGGGCUGCCUGAGAGGAAAUCCUGCCUUUUGUUUCUGUCUUCACAGCCUGGGAAGGAAGUUUUGCAUCUGUCUGAGUGUGACAAGGGAAGGAGAGUCCAAGAGAUCUGUUAGCAACUAUGGACUACCCAGCUGGCUAGGAGCCCCUCAUAACCAGCUGGCAAGGAGACCUCAUCACCCAGUUGGACUGGAGCCCCCAACACCGGCUGACUAAAAGCCCCACAUACCCCCUGCUGCCAAUGAGCCCCAAAUACCCAGCUGCCUAAGAGCACAUCAUCACCCUGCUGGCUAGGACCCCUACAUACCCCUGCUGGCUCAUCACCCUGCUGGCUAGGACCCCUACAUACCCCUGCUGGCUCAUCACCCUGCUGGCUAGGACCCCUACAUACCCCUGCUGGCUAGGACCCCUACAUACCCCUGCUGGCUAGGACCCCUACAUACCCCUGCUGGCUAGGACCCCUACAUACCCCUGCUGGCUAGGACCCCUACAUACCCCUGCUGGCUAGGACCCCUACAUACCCCUGCUGGCUAGGACCCCUACAUACCCCUGCUGGCUAGGACCCCUACAUACCCCUGCUGGCUAGGACCCCUACAUACCCCUGCUGGCUAGGACACCUACAUACCCCUGCUGGCUUAUUACCCUGCUGGAACAUACACAGGAUAGUGAAGCGCAACAAGGAUAGAGAGACCUGGAUAAAUUCUCUGCAUUCUAUGUUCCUGUGAUGAUUAGCCACUCCUUUCAGGCAUGUAGAGGUGUGUCUCUUUCCACCAAUAGAGCAGUGGGUGUUGUCUCUAUCAGCCAGUGAGUAUUGAAUCCCAAGGAAAAAAACGUCACUCAAUCUCUAAGGAAAAUGACCCACACAUCAAUGUCUUCUGAAUGAAGGUGCUGGUGAAUUGUCACAUCAGAACAAACAGAGCAAGGGAACACUGACCAUUUGUCUGUGCCAUGGAUAAAUUACCCAUCAUGCCCAUGGAUUUGCGAGAUGUGCUGCGCUCUGUCAGAAUGAAGGCCAAAUAUGCACUUUUCCUGGGGUUUGUGGUGGUUCUUGUCAUCAUUGAAAAAGAAAACAAGAUCAUUUCAAAGGUUUCGGAUAAACUUAACCUAAAGCAAAUGCCCCAAAGCUUGUAUGAGGUGAACAGCACAGAUACUAAUGUUGUUUACUCAGAGAAUGGAUCAUUGCUGUCCCUUAGUGAAUUGGACUCUGCCUUCUCACAACUCAGGACACAGUUGGUGAAUGUGACUCUACAACUCGGAGGCAACAACCCAUUCCCUCAAGACUUUCCCAAAUCUCAACGUCGACAUAUUCUCCUUAUGGCCACCACACGUACAGGUUCAUCUUUUGUGGGUGAAUUCUUUAACCAACAAGGAAACAUCUUCUAUCUCUUUGAACCUCUUUGGCAUAUUGAAAGAACUGUAUCUUUUGAAUCUAUUGGGUCUAAUGCGGUGGGUUCAGCCAUCGUCUACAGGGAUGUCCUUCAACAGCUUCUUUUGUGUGAUCUUCACAUUUUGGAAAAUUUUAUCUCACCACCUCCUGAAAACCACCUCACUCGAUUUAUGUUUCGUAGAGGUUCCAGCAAAUCCUUAUGUGAAGAACCUGUCUGUACCCCAUUUGUCAAAAAAAUGUUUGAGAAGUAUCACUGCAAAAAUCGCAGAUGUGGUCCACUGAAUAUGACCUUAGCAAUGGAGGCAUGUAUGAAAAAAGACCAUAUAGCUAUUAAAGCAGUACGUAUCCAUCAACUGGAAUACCUGCGUACUCUUGUUGAAGACCCUCGUCUGGAUAUGAGGAUAAUACAGUUGGUGCGGGACCCAAGAGCUGUUCUGGCAUCUCGUAUGGUAGCAUUCUCAGGCAAAUAUGAGUCAUGGAAAAAAUGGGCACUGGAGGGAGCAGCUCCCAUUCGUGAAGAUGAAGUCCAAAAGUUAAGAGGCAACUGUGAGAGCAUCCGUACAUCUGCAGAGCUUGGCCUAAGGCAGCCAAGUUGGCUUCGUGGUCGCUACAUGUUGAUACGAUAUGAAGAUAUUGCGAGGUCCCCACUGCAAAAAGCCAAAGAGAUGUACAAGUUUGCAGGUGUUACCAUGACACCCCAGGUAGAGGAAUGGAUUAUCAAAAAUACCCAAGCCUCCCAAGACGGUAAUGGCAUCUACUCUACUCAAAAAAACUCUUCUGAGCAGUUUGACAAAUGGCGCUUGAGCAUACCCUACAAAUUAGCUCAAGUGGUGCAGGAUGUCUGUAAGCCAGGAAUGGAAUUAUUUGGUUAUAAGCUGGCUAAUGAUGCAGAAAUGCUAACAAACCGUUCCAUUAGCUUGCUAGAAGAAAGGGUUAACUUCUGGGUUACGUAAUAUUAUUCUAUUUAACUUAUUUAUAUGUUUGAGUGAAAAAAAAACUGCCAUUGAAAAAAGUGCUUGAAACAGAGAGAUGGGAAGGACAAUUUUGCAACUGCUGAGCCGCAAUGUACCAUCUUAAAAAUGCCAUAGUGCAUUUUCUAUUCAUUUACUUCCUAAAUUAGGAAGGUUUGUUCAUUCUGCAGUGUCAGGAAGAUAUUGAAAGGCUGGUUUCUAUAUUUUGUCUAAAAGGAGAUGGUUCCUGCUGAUUUAUAAAAACAAAACUAAAAACCUGACUACUCAGCUAUACGUAUUACUGACCAGAGAGAACCCAGUGUCUUUUUUUAUUAUCUAAGAUGCAUUUCCCAAAUACACACUAAGAUUAAGAUUUCUGCACUAAGAACAGACCCAAAGAGACAAAUAAAUUAUAGGGCUUUUUUGUGUACAAAAAAACUUUAAUAUUCAGCUAAAAAUGCCGGACAGUCAAGCUUUACCAUUUAAAAGCACAAACUUUAGCAUGAUUCUGAGGAUAAAAUUGUUUCCAAGAAAACAUAUGUUGCUUGACCUACAGGGACCCUAAAUCAGUAAUGAUACUUCUAAACCUUGUAUGUUUUACAUAUAUAACACACUGAAUGGGCUGUGCACAUUUGAAUGCAAUGCAUUUGAACAGGAGUGUGCACGCACCAUUUCUGCACUUGAAAAUAAAAAUAAGGCAAAACUGCAAUAGCCAAUCCUCAACACUCCAAGCUGCACCAAGGAAAAUAUUGUGUCUUACUCUAGGCCUCUGGUCUGCUAUUUAAUUCGUUCUACUUCCUAAAUGAUCCCUAAAAAGUUAGUUAUGAUUCUGCAUGUGAAUGCAAAUGAUAGUCUAAAGCAAGAUUUAGCUUGUGGCUUUGAAAGGCUCCACCUGGUUUCUCAGCACCAGUUUUUCUAACACUUCAUAAAGUGGAAGCAGACCUCUCACCUGUCCCCACAGCGAGACUGUAAAUAGAUAAUGAACCCUUUCUAGUAUGGCUGCUUUUAGAGGGGGGUAGAGGGCAGCUGGACUAGCCCAAACAUUUAUAAUUGCUUCAUUGCAGUCAUUUAAUGUUAUUAGUGUUGGGUUAUUUUGUGGCUUAGUAUAUACAGUUACUGACAAUGGGUUCAUUAAGUGUAAACUGAAUUUGACUGCCUUUCUCUCUGGAAGAAAAGGGUUAAAUCUAUUGAAUAGAGGUUUACAAAAAACAGCUGCCCCAAACCUAAUGAAAUCUAAAAGCAGUGCCACCUCUAGUCUGGUUGUUUCUUGUGUUUUUUUCUUAAUAUAUAUACAUAUUAUGUGUUAAUUGGAGGUGCACUAAUUCAUUUAUUUAUUUAUAAACAUGCAAAAUAAAAUACAAUAUAACUAUACAAA